UGGCGCUGUUGUGUCACGUGAGUCGUCGUUUCUGAAACAUGGCUCCAAGUAGCACAGAACAAAACACCAUCGGCUGAGUGAUUGUCGUCUGUUUUCACUGACAGGCGUCUGUUAGCCCACAGCAUGGAGCGCGGAGAUGUUACACCGCGGGAUGAACUCAAUUUAUAAGUUAAUGUUGUACAAACUAAUCAUGCGUGAAACCGGCAGUAAAGCGUUAGCUUAACGCUAGCUAGCUGUCACCUGCUACAAGUGGACAGAGAAGGACACACAGAAGAGGGGAACAUAGGGUACCCCAAUUGUCUUGGAUUCCUUCCCACAUGGAUGUAUAAAAGUUGCAGUUGGUGGAGGAUACUGGGGUGGAAAACAGCUGCACAGUGUGCCAGUCUUACUAAGCAUUCUCACCAUGGAUUGGCUGAUACAUGCAGUAGAGAAAGACUUGGGGAUUGACCGACGUCAGCUAGGCUCAGGACCCCGUCCCCGGGAACUUGUAGCCCUUGUUCCCUCACGCUGGGUGAUGGGGCUCAGAGACAGGAGGGUCAUUCGCUGUGCACGCUUUGACAGCAUCAGCGAAACUGAAAUUGGCACAUACCUUCACUGUCCCCAGGCCAAAUUGCCUCCUGGCUGGACUCGAGUAUGUAUUCAGGGUCUCCGGAAAAGCAAAGUGAGCUACAGAUUGGCCAGAGACCCCUGCUAUAAUCAAACGGAAUUCAUCUUUCAGGAUUCUUUCAUCAAAACCAUGCAGCGUGUGUCACAGCAUAAUGUCAGAAACCUGUGGCGGGAAGCUCAUUACAAACUUGUGCAGCCGUAUGCAGGACCAAAUGAGCAGAUGCAUGUUGCGGCUGUAGAUGCAGUGCGUCAUGCACUACAAAAGCUUUUCAACACCACAUUCAUCUCAUCUGACAAAAUGUCACCUUCACUAUCUCCUGCAAGAGAGAAGGACAAGGAAAACUGCUUUUCAUCCACUUCAUGUGGUUUUUCAAAGUCCCAGUCAGACCACUUGUGCCCUAAUGUUCUCUCUGUUGAGUGUCUGCUUGAAACUGCAGAUAUGCUCUAUGUUGUACAACCUUAUACUCAGUAUUCUCUCCAUGAUAUCGUCUCCUUUAGCCCAGCCAAGCUCGCUAACAGCCAUGCCAAAGUGUUGUUCAUUCUCUACCAAGUACUAAAAGCCUUGCAGGCAUGUCAUGCAGCUGGUCUGUCUUGUGGAGAACUCUCACUGCAGGACAUAGCAGUUGAUGAACAACUUUGCAGUCGUCUCAAGCUCAGCCUUGCUCAUUAUGAGGACCUGACUAUGGAGGGAGAUGCAAAGAGUGAUGUGACUGGUAUACAGAACUCAAAAAAUGUCCUAAGGAAGGAGGUGUGUGUGAGCCAAGAGAACAAGAGACUCUGUGAAGAUUGCUUUGGUGAGCUCAAGACAUUGGUCCUGGACUGGGUACAUGGACGAGUCAGCAACUUCCGCUAUUUGAUGGAACUAAAUAGGUUAGCAGGACGGCGAGAUGGAGACCCAAAUUAUCACCCUGUGCUGCCGUGGGUGGUGGAUUUCACUACGCCUUUUGGAAAAUUCCGAGACCUUCGGAGGUCCAAGUUCAGGCUCAAUAAGGGGGACAAACAGCUGGACUUCACUUACGAGAUGACAAAGGAGGCUUUGGCAGCUGCAGGGGGCAAUGGAGUAGGGGGUGGCAGUGUAGGAGGAGACCUCAGUGCCUCUGUAGGCACUGGUGGUGCUGGACAGCCUGACCAUCUUCAUGUACCUCAUCACAUUUCUGAUGUGCUCUCAGACAUCACCUACUAUGUCUAUAAAGCCCGCCAGACUCCCAGAUCAGUGUUGUGCAGCCAUGUUCGUUCCCAGUGGGAACCUAAUGAAUACCCAGCCAGCAUGGAGCGCAUGCAGAGCUGGACCCCUGAUGAAUGCAUUCCAGAGUUUUACACAGAUCCCACUAUUUUCCGUUCAAUUCACCCCGACAUGCCAGACCUGGAUGUGCCUUCCUGGUUGUAAAUCUUGUGAAGAGUUCAUGAGGUCCACCGUCACCUUCUGGAGAGCAGAGAGGUCUCGCAUCUGCAUCAUUGGAUAGACCUCACAUUUGGCUACAAGCUCUCAGGCAAAGAAGCUGUGAAGGCCAAGAAUGUGUGCUUGCUAGUGGAUAACCACACCAAUCUGACCACUUACGGUGUGGUACAGCUAUUUGACCAACCCCACCCACCACGCUUAUCUCUCCAGUAUGCUCCAGCAGAACCACCUCUCCUAGGCCUUGCUGCUCUCAAUGUGCCUUCUCUACACAUCCCUCAAUUUGAUACCGUGGCCGACACUGUGGAUGGAAUGGUGCCAGAGUCCACUGGCUGUGAGUCUAGUGGGUGGACCAUGGUGGAUAAAGAUGAAGAGCUUGAACAAGGCAUGGAGGCCCUUGACUCAUUAGCAUCAGCUGGCUCUACUAGUUCUACUUCCAGCUCUGUGCCACUGCCAAACAUUGGUUCAGCAGGAGGAAAGGUGGGAGGAGACAACACAGCACUCAUAGUGUCCCAGUCUCCAGGCUCUUUCCCUGGUGACUUCACAAGCAGCUUAGGUCCAGGUUUACGCAGUGCUAUGUUACAGAGAGGUGGGCAAACCAACAAAAAACAUGGGGAGGGGAGUGUGAGUGUCACCAAUGCAGAGGAAAUCAAAAUCAGCCUCCCUGAAGGCUUCAGUCCACUGCAGCCUUUGGAAGAGUUAGAGAAGCUGAAUAAUUUCCUGGUCAAGAGUCUUCAUGCUGAAGUGUGGCAUCCUGCAAGUGAAGGCACGAGAGAGAGUAUGAUAACUGAGUCUCUUCCCUCUCUUACGCUGCUCUACCAAAGAGAUAUGCAGGCCCUUGGUGUUGUUAUUGCUGAGCUGUUUUACUCCUCUAAACUUAGAGGACUAAAACCAGGUGCCCCACUCAGACAGCGGUUCCAAGCGAUCAUGAAGCUAUGCUCAGCCAGCCUCCGUGAUGUACCCCUGUCUUUGCAUUCAUGCUCUUGAGGACCUCUGCUGCUCAUAGAGAAGCACUCUGGCUCAGGGCAUACACAAGCACUAGAUUGCCCACGUCCACUCCUUUUCAAAUAUGAUCCUAUUAGCGAUGGUCUGCCGCCCCCAAACCCUUGCCAGUUACUUAACUCUGUCAUCACUCCAUUUCCUUUCCCUCCGUAUUUUGCUUCUCUUCAUCAUUUCAUUUUCUCCUACCACGCCAAGAUGGAGACAACAUGUAGUCUGCAAGGAAGAGACGUGGUCUUUCAUCUAUGGCAGCAGCUUGAGACACUGUUACACGGUAACAUCACUGCUGAGGGCCUUGAGAUUCUGUUGCCUUUCAUUCUAGCCCUCAUGCUUGAGGAGUCCACUGCGAUCUAUGCUGCGGUACUUUUUGAGCCGAUCUCUAGAGUCCUGGGUCCUAGGAAUGCAAACAAGUAUUUACUGAAGCCGUUGAUCAAUGUUUAUGAAAACCCUCACUAUCUGCGAGGACGUUUCUAUCUUUACACUGACUGUUUAUUCUGCAGUGAUGUAAGGCUCGGUCUGCAGGCUUUUCUGUCCAGCCUACUCCCCCAUGUGCUGCAGGUCAUCACCGGCUUUGAAAGCUGUGACUCGGAGUCUGGAGGGUGAUGCUUGUAAGGACUUAGGGCAGGUACAUGUAAUCUGGGAGAGGAAGAGGAAGAAGACUUUCAGUGUGGCAAGGUACGUUCGUCGUCUGGGUCUGUUACUGGAAAUAUGGGAAGCGGAAGUGGAACGAGUGGAGGAGUUGGGGUAGUAGGAGACACAGGGCUGGUGGAUUAUUCCUCUGGCAUCAGUCUCAAUGACCAAGUGUUUCUUACAGAAGCAGAGGACUUUCAGAAUGGUUUCUAUGUGAACAGUGCAACUGGAGUUUCAGCUGGGAAGCAACAGAACCAGAAUGCCACAAGUAAAGAUCAGGACCAAGAGUCUCUGAGUGUGGGGAAACUGAGUGACAAAAGCAGCACAAGUGAACUCUCCCUGGGUGAUGGAGACUCAAUGCGGGACCGAACUAGUCUCAAGUCAGCUGAUAGCAGCCAGGACCUUAAACAGGCCAGUGAGGGAGAGGAGGGUGGAGAGCUAGAGGAAGAAGAGGUGGCUGAGACUGAGAGUAAAGAGCAAGCCAGUGAACCUUCCCAUCCCUAAUCUGGAGCCAACUCUUUCGGUUGCACAGAAGCUUCAGGAACUACAGAUGCCACUCUUGAGGGUGAAUUUGUGAAUGGAAUGGUAAUGGUGACACUGGCAAAGGUUGUUGUGGGAGAGCAGGAGGAAGAGGAUGACAGUGAUCCUUCAGAGGAAUCUGAAGAGAAAGAGCAGAAAAUUCUUUUAGACACAGUCUGCAAAACAGUUCGAUGGCUAUCAGCAAAGCUUGGACCAACAGUGACAUCACGAUAUGUAGCCAGAAACUUGCUGCGAUUACUCACAAAUUGUUACAUUGGGCUUAAAAAUCACCAGUUUGUGGCCCCUGCAUCUGAGGAAAGUGGUGUGGAAGAUGUGGGAAUGGGCAGUGUGUAUGAGAAGAAACCUGUAGUUGGUGACCAGACAGCAGGGCCUGUGUUGGACUGUCUGAUCUACAUUGCACAGCUUUAUGGAGAACCUGUGCUCACCUAUCAGUACCUGCCUUAUAUAGGAUAUUUGGUGUCUCCGCCUUCUUCGCAUGCGUCUACACACAGUAAGGAGGCAAGUUUGCUUGGGGCUGUGGCAUUGAGCAGAAGAUCAUUGUCUUUCUCUCGGAUUACCACUCUAAUGGAUAUUGCUGAUGAAGAUAACCAGGAUGUGCUCCUGCCACUACUGGACCUGCUCACCACCCUCGAAUGGGGUAUUCCCAGUGGGGUGCAGACACGCACUGCUGUCUGUCUCAAAACACUCAGUCUAAUGGCUCUCAUCUGUCUACGUAUUGGGAGGGAGAUGGUUCAGCAGCAUAUGGCUGACACUCUGCGACGGUUCUUUGCUAUUUUCUCCCUGCUGCAUACUUUGCAGCCUCAGCUGGACAGCGCCCCUCGUAGAAUCUUGGGAGAAGUCACAGUGGUGGAUGUUUGUACCCCCGAGGAGUCAAAUGUCACAUAUGAGUUGGGGGUUCUGGAGGAGCUGCAGACAGUGUUUAAUCCUGAGAUGGCCCAUGCAUCCUACAUCCCCUUCUACUGCCUCAUAGGUAUGAAAUGCAUUUAAUACAAAAUUCCCUGUUAACGAUUGGGAACUGGUGCCAAUCACGAGCUAGUUUGGCAGUUAGCUCAGUCAUAUCAUCAGAGUGUGAGCCAAGGGAGCCCACAGUCCAGCCUCACAACAGCAUCUAGAGCGGAACCACCUCCCUCCUCCAUUAGUGUCUCCUCUGGUUUUGGCAGACGAGCGGUUUGCAACCCAUUCCCUGCACCUUCAACUAGCUCCACCCCCCUGGGGGACUCCCUUCCUGAGUCAGGCACAUUUGGCAGCCACCUUGUAGGAAAUCGUAUUCAGGUGUCUCGAGACCAUGAUUUUAGUGGUUCACCCAACCUGGCCAGCUCAUGGGGGCGCUCCAGUCAUACAGGCCCAUUUCACACCGCCUCCACCUUUACGACUCCAUCUUCUGGCACAGCCUCCUUUUCCUCUUCAUGGGUCACAGGCCACACUCCAGAGGACAGCGCUUUGAAGCAGGAGCUCCCACGCAGCGGGCGCUCUCUGCAGGGCAACUGGCUCGCCUACUGGCAGUAUGAGAUUGGACUCAAUCAGCAGGAUCCACAUUUCCACUUCCACCAAAUUCGACUGCAGAGCUUCCUUGGUCACUCAGGCACCACAAAGUGUUUGGCACCACUAGCAGGAGAGGAUUACUUCCUCUCUGGUAGCAAAGACAAGACUGUAAAGCUUUGGCCCCUCUAUAACCAUGGUGAUGGAACACAGGAAGUGGAGCCCAGACUGACAUAUGCUGAACAUCGCAAGUCAGUGUUCUAUGUUGGACAGCUAGAGGCGUCACAGGAAGUAGCUAGCUGUGAUGGUACUGUGCACCUGUGGGACCAGUAUACAGGAAAGCAGAUUCGCUCAUAUGAAGCAGUGGAUGGUAAGAACCCCAUUACAGCUGUCACUACUAUGCCAGCUCCACACUGCAGCGUUGUCUUUGGCAGUGCAGAUUCUGUUCUCCGCUUCAUUGAUCCCCGCAAACCAGGACUACAGCAUGAAUUCCGUCUGGCAUACAACAAUGUGAGUGCUGGGCUCAUCCGUUACCUGGCUGUGAGCCCUGCAGGGCGCACUGUGGCUGCAGGUUUUUCAUCUGGCUUCAUUGUUCUGCUAGACGCUCGCACAGGGCUGGUUCUGAAGGGCUGGCCAGCUCAUGAGGGGGAUAUCCUCCAAAUGAAGGCUGCAGAAGGAAACCUGGUCAUUAGCUCCUCCACUGACUACACACUCACGGUGUGGAAAGACCUGGAACAUAAGCCUCUCCGUCAGUACAAGUCGCAGUCUGACCCCAUCCAUGCCUUCGACCUUUACGGUUCAGAGAUUGUAACUGGGACAGUGGCUAACAAGAUCGGGGUGUACUCCAUGGCUGAUAUCUCCCUGAGCCCUGUUAGCAGCACAAAGCUGAGCUCAGAGAACUUCCGCGGCACCCUGACCAGCCUGGCAGUCCUUCCCACCAAGAGGCUCCUGCUGCUCGGCUCUGAGAACGGGGCCAUCCGGUUGUUAGCUUAAGCAAAGUCAGCAGAUCCCAGCUUCACUAACAGUUCUUAUCACUGAUGUUGUAAGUGUCUCAUUCAUCAAGACACCUGCUAUCUGAGCUCUACUGGUCCCCUAUCCUGUGGUCAGUAGUACGUAGAAGACAAGAUGUCAGUUUCUCUAAAUUGCUUCUUGAAUAACGCAGCACAAAUAAAUGUGUGUAAGUUUCGCACGUGCUGGAGCUUACCACUCUGCGCUGUUGGCACUGAAAUUGAUAGAGAGAAAAAAUGUGCCACACUAUUGAAACUUAUCAUGUACAGUAACUCCCAUGAUUUUUUAAAAGCAUUUUUGCCUAUAGAUGUAUAGAAAAUAUGUAAUGGAAAAUUAUCUUAAGUCAUUUGUUCUUUUGAAAAGGUCAGUUUUUCUGUUCAAAAGAAUGAAUCAAAAGACGUGCUCAGGAAGGUGGAACCAAACAUGGUUCUUAUGUAGUGUUUACACUUUCCAAAUAGAUGCAUACAACACCAAAAAUACAUUGACCUCACCUUUGAUUUCCCUCGACAUUAGACUACAUAUGUAUCCAAUGCACUGAUUAAACUAUGCAGUAUUUGUAGAUGAAGUCAUUUGUUUUGUGUUAGACUUCGCAGUCAGUGAUUUAUACAUUAUGAACAAUAAAAGUAGACUCACUGUUUUUGACAGUCUUGGUGCAUCUUCUCAGACUGGAGACGCUUCAGUAGUCAUCAAGUACUUAUGUCAGUUACUGAUGCACAGCCUUUAUUCAACCGCACAAGUAUGGCCUGAAUUGUAAUGUUUAAAUUCUGUCAGCUUUUAAAGACUGAAUGUUUUUAUCCACUAAUAAAUUACUUGAAGUUGCUUUGAAAUUUUCUAAACUGUGGCUAAAUAUUCUUCAUGUAACAAAGUCUGUAGCAGCAUUAAUCCAAGAGUGUGUCUAUAACAGUGCCACUUGAACUAGGUAUGCCAAUUUUUAGACUCAUCACUUUGUUUUCUGACUCCACAAGCUAACAUGAAACAGUCAAUGCCAAGAUAAAGAAUUUUAUAUUUUAACAUUUCUAAGUAUCUACAUAUCAGGUGAAGAAAGUUUGAAAUCAAUAAUAAAAUGUGGUUUAACUACUAAUGUUAAUGAAUAUACAGUAGAGUGACAUUUCUUUUCUGAGCCAGGCCAGCUUUUAUUGUCAUUAAACUCUUUAACCAAGGCUGGAAAGCCCAUUUACAUCAUCCACCAAUCAAUGCUCUGUCCUUUUAUAUAAUUUUAUCACUGUCUCAAUGUAAAACACAGUUUGCCUACUUUUCUAAUAAUUUGCCCAAAGUAAAAAAAAAAAAAAAAAG
This is a messenger RNA of Sphaeramia orbicularis (orbiculate cardinalfish), 7951 nucleotides long. RefSeq names its product WD repeat domain 81 (gene wdr81). Gene Ontology annotation, cellular component: mitochondrion. NCBI's taxonomy places the organism in Eukaryota, Metazoa, Chordata, Actinopteri, Kurtiformes, Apogonidae. Gene Ontology annotation, molecular function: phosphatidylinositol 3-kinase regulator activity; protein binding. The record is from RefSeq and is a predicted model, not a curated record. Gene Ontology annotation, biological process: aggrephagy.